This is a messenger RNA of Thelazia callipaeda (thelaziosis nematode), 399 nucleotides long. The record is from the annotation of a GenBank genome assembly. Lineage: Eukaryota; Metazoa; Nematoda; Chromadorea; Rhabditida; Thelaziidae.
AUGAAUUUCAAUCCGAAUUUUGAAGAAAUAGGAAAUGCUUUUAUCCAGCACUAUUACUCAAAGUUCGACGUCACAGAUCCAUCAACACGAAGUGCCGGUUUAAGUGAUCUCUACGAUCCUCUUAAUUCUUAUAUGACGUUCGAGGGUGUGCAAGUGAAGGGGCGAGAUUUAAUUUUACAAAAGUUUGCUGCUUUGCCAUUUAGGAUGAUUCAAAGAGCUAUUACAAAAACUGAUUGUCAGCCGUUACCGGACGGGUCUAUAUUGGUUGCAAUUAUUGGGCAACUUAAGACUGAUGAUGAUCCGAUCCAAUCUUUUAAUCAUUUUUUCGUGCUUCGCCCAGCAGCUGGUUCGUUUUUUAUUUCAAAUGAAAUUUUUCGCUUAGUGUUACAUGAUCAUUGA